CGAGACCGGGAUGAGGCGUCGGUCCGAGGCCGCGCUCACGAGUCGUUAUCGCGGAGCCGUGGCGCGCUGAGCUUACGCGCACCUCAUCCGGAGCUCCCUAGUCACGCGGACACAGGAUGAGGAUGAUGAAGGCCGUAGUCGCAGUAGCCGGUCUCCUCCUGCUGACGCUCCACGCCGCGCUCUCGGCUACCGAGGUGACGAGGUACGAGGAUGACGCGAGACUCGAGGAAGACCUGGACCUGGACAUCGAGGAGGACGAGGCCGGGCACGCCGGCAUCUCGACAUCCUUGACAAUCGACAACGGAACCUUGGUCAUCGAGCGCAGCGGUGAUCGGGAUCCUAGACCUGGCGUAACGAGCGCAAACGCAACGGAGCAGAUGUCGAUCAUCAAGGACUCGAGAGUGGCCAGCCCCGCCGACGCCACCAAUACCUCGGCUACGGAUGAGGAGAAGCCGGAACUGCUGCCCGAGGUUCGAUACGUUCUUUUUUCUUUAAACGAGCGACUCUGCCAUCUUUUUCCAUCCGAAUGCUAG
This is a messenger RNA of Ceratosolen solmsi marchali, 533 nucleotides long. RefSeq lists its product as uncharacterized. The coding region runs from base 117 to 533 and encodes 138 amino acids. NCBI's taxonomy places the organism in Eukaryota, Metazoa, Arthropoda, Insecta, Hymenoptera, Agaonidae. The transcript has 3 exons. The record is from RefSeq and is a predicted model, not a curated record.